CAUGGGACCAAUCCACCGCACAUAAUACUAGCGGUGUCCUCGAUCGGGCGCUGUGACACAACUCGGAUGGAGAGUGGAGCAUUCAUUGCAAUUGUCUGGACUGCUGCAGCAACUCAAUCAACAAUGACAGCACCAGGAAAUGGCCAAUAGAGGACCGGGGGUGACGCCAUCCUUCCGCUGCCCUACAACACUCAUUGACCCGUCCCAUCCUUUGUGUUGGCGUUCAUUGUGUGGGAUUGAACGACUUCGACGGAGACUCGACUUCGCCCUUUGUAUGUCGGCACGUGACGCCCCAAUGCGGAGCGCCCCGGACUCCCUGCUAUCGGGACAUCAGGCAGAUCGAUCUCGCUGCCCUCCCCCAUCGCGACGCAACAGUCGAAUCAAACCUUUAUUAUCUCCGCCGAUUUACUUUCCUUUCAUUCUGGCCUCCCUGAUUCCAAGCGUGGCGACUGAAACCCCCCUUCCGGGUCGGUUGUGGUAAUCAUGGCUACGAACGGUGACGCCAAAGCGUCAUCGGGAGGCACCCUGGUUGAUGCGUCGGGAUACAAGUUUUCGGAGAAAGAUGCGAAACCGACAAAGAUCAAAGUGAAGAAGUCGGCGAAGUUGGGGAAAAAGAAGGCCGAUGGUGAGUGUCUAGUGCCCUGUCGUCCAUAUAUCUGAACAUUGGCAUUUGCAUGGAUCUCUGUUCUAUUUCCUCGGUCCUUGGAAAGAGAGAGGGGAAGGGAGGGACGGAGAGGUCAGAUUGCGAGACCGAGGUGUACGCGGCAUUAGGCUAUACAAUGAUCUGGAAAGACCUGGGAAAGUGGUCGGAACAAAGGCUAACUGCUUGCUGUUUCUCGGCAUCAAUAGACCCUCCAGCCUCUCCAGGCUCCUCACCAAUAUUACCGGAAAUCGACGAGAAAACCAUGGCCGCCUUCCCAACUGGCAAACCGCGCGAGGAGGAUCACCUGGAGACGGUCAUCUGCAAGACCUGUAAGAGGCCGGUCCUCAAGCAGGGUGCCGCUGAGCACAUCCGCGGCUGCAUCAAGGCGAAGCAGGAGAAGGCACGACGCAAGAAGGAGGCGCGCGACGCCGCCAACCGGGCCAAGGAGAAGGGCGACAAGGACGGCGACGAGGAGGCCGCGGGCGGCGAGGGCGACGACUCCAUGAAGGGUCAGAAGAGCGCCAAGAAGAGCGCUGUCAAGGGCAUGGCGGAGGACGGCACCAAGAAGGGCAAGAAGCGCAAGACCGAGGCCGAAGAUGAGAAAGACAAAGAACCCAAGAAGAAGAAAAAGAAGGAGGAGCCCAAGCCCAAGGCGGCCAAACCCAAGGGUCCGGUCGACGUUGAGAAGCAGUGCGGUGUUACAUUGCCAAAUGGCGCCCAGUGCGCUCGUUCUCUGACUUGUAAGAGUCACUCGAUGGGUGCGAAGCGUGGCGUGCCCGGUCGUUCGCUACCGUACGAUAUGUUGCUUCAGGCCUACCAGAAGAAGAACCAGGCUCGUCAGCAGAAGGCUGCCAUCGAUGCCAAUGCGCCUCUACAGGAUGAUCUGGAUAACAACGGCCCCGUGGAUUCGGACGAAGAGAAGGACGCCGUGAUGGCAGGCAUUACUCGCUCGACCCCCAUACCCCUCGCCACCCAUACUUUGAUGUCGACCAAACAGAAAUACAAAUACGUGCGGAUAAAAGAGAUGCUCUCGCAUGCCCUGGGCGGCUCCCGGGGCGGAGGUCUUUUUUCAAACGGCGACAGUAACGGUGUGGCGGACGGCAAUCCGUUCCAACCCGUGGAUGAUAUACUACCCUCGACAACGUCUCCAGUAUCCGCCAGUGCACCAGACAACGCUACCGACGCAGGCGGGAAGACUCCCGCAACCGCUGCAAAGAAGUUGCCGAUAACGGCCAGCUCGUAAACCUUACAUAUUCCUUACGGUGGUCUCUGUCUCGGUCGAAUUGUCAGGCAGAGAACGAAGUGACGACGGCGCUUUGCAUUUUAUUUCGAAAUUGGUUUCUGUUGUGGCGUUAUUCUGGGGACUUGUGCGAUAGGAGUCUGGGCCUGGUUUACUUCUGUUGAAAUGAUGAUACCCUCUGAGUCUUGGGAUGUGGAUGUCUGUAAAUUAGUGGCUGUCGAUUUCUUUGACUGUCUGGUUUUGUUUAAUCGUAUGUCUUACCGGGGAGUGUUUUGCUCCUGAGUGAAGCAUGUCACCAGAUAUUGUACAUGAGAGCAUAUCCUUGUAUUUGAAAUAAACUGUGAGUUU
Aspergillus melleus is the source of this 2231-nucleotide messenger RNA. RefSeq names its product SCA7 domain-containing protein (gene sgf73). Gene Ontology annotation, biological process: regulation of transcription by RNA polymerase II; RITS complex assembly; regulatory ncRNA-mediated heterochromatin formation. Gene Ontology annotation, cellular component: SAGA complex. NCBI's taxonomy places the organism in Eukaryota, Fungi, Ascomycota, Eurotiomycetes, Eurotiales, Aspergillaceae. The transcript has 3 exons. The record is from RefSeq and is a predicted model, not a curated record. The coding region runs from base 675 to 1886 and encodes 403 amino acids.